GGCGACAUCAGCAUGGAUGAGGUGGCAACAGGCUGUACUGUAGGACUAUACGGAUCUCAGGUCAAAUCUGAUGUGUUCAACGUUGAAAAGAUUAUCUGGCCAACGCCAUGCCCACAACGCCCUUGGCCAACCGCGAAGACUGGAGGAGUAGUUGCAUUUAUCUCCGGUCUAGAGCUAACUGGUGAUGCCGUAAAUGACACCGCAGUUACAACAUCUUUCGAAUUGAUGUCUCGCUGGUUGAACAACGAGAUCUCUGUUGAAGUCGAUCCUUCAUCUCUUUCUUCUCGCGUCGAACGACUGAUUGUUCUGGGAGAUAGUAUAGCUGUUGGACAGGUAAAAGGAAUUUGA
Messenger RNA from Cylicostephanus goldi, 348 nucleotides. The record is from the annotation of a GenBank genome assembly. Lineage: Eukaryota; Metazoa; Nematoda; Chromadorea; Rhabditida; Strongylidae.